Molecule: messenger RNA, 1125 nt
Organism: Sinocyclocheilus anshuiensis
Lineage: Eukaryota; Metazoa; Chordata; Actinopteri; Cypriniformes; Cyprinidae
Exons: 3
Coding region: 40-1125 (361 amino acids)
Source: RefSeq, a predicted model, not a curated record
CGACAUUCAUAGCGCGCCAAAGAAUGGCGGUUCAGGUACAUGGAUCAAUCGUUUUUUUCUGGACAGGCACUUUCUGUACAGUAUAAGGAUGGAUGCUUCCACUGUCCUGUCUGUCAUUUCCAGACAGAAUAUGAGUGCCAGGGAAAAGCACAUACAAUUGUGCAUUGUAAUAUAUUUUUGGACUAUAAAGGUUUCAGAAUAUACAAAUGCCACCAAAACUGCAGGGUGUCACCCCAUUUCCAUUGCCCAGGCUGUAAAGACACUAGGAUAAGGAGAAAAGAUUUCUUUAGUCAUUUAUCGUACUGCCCCGGCAGCGUCUCCACAUCGAGCCCCGGGAACAUCUCCACAUCGUGCCCCGGCAGCGUCUCCACAUCGAGCCCCGGCAGCGUCUCCACAUUGAUCCCCGGGAACGUCUCCACAUCGAGCCCCGGGAACGUCUCCACAUCGAGCCCCGGGAGCGUCUCCACAUUGAUCCCCGGGAACGUCUCCACAUCGAGCCCCGGGAACGUCUCCACAUCGUGCCCCAGCAGCGUCUCCACAUUGAUCCCCGGGAACGUCUCCACAUCGAGCCCUGGGAACGUCUCCACAUCGAAGCCCAGCAAUGUCUCCACACCAAGCCCUGCCUUUGUGAAGGACCAGCCUGGUAGUAUUCGUUGUGAGAAUAUGACCCAGCGCCCUGUUAGAGUUAAUAAAUUAAGCCAAACAAUUGUGGAGUGUCCACACUGCAAUAUGUCUUUGUACUUGAAAAAUCUGAAGCGCCAUAUGCAAAGAAGGCAUUCUUCAAAGUUCACAGACAUCACAAAAAAAUACCACUUACAGAGUCAGCCUAUAGACCCACAAUCAGGCAUUUAUGCAGUGGCAAAGGCAUUUCGUGGACCUCCCGUUCCUAUUCAUGUCAAGCAUAGCAUUCAAGGGCCAAAACAGCACAUUGAGUGUGAGCUUGAGGAGUGUUGCCUCUACUCUGAAUUUGCUGGUAGAAGUGGACACCAGACAUUUCGAUGUUGCCAUCAACGAUCACUGGAUUAUUGUUCUGUGCCUUCCAGUUAUUGUACUCUGGAAGAAAACACAUUGAAUGAAAUGGUGGCUGCACAUUGGUUUGGAGAAGAAAAAAAGCCAUGUGUUUAG